AUGGGAAGUGAAUGUAAUUUUCCAAGAAAACUUCGUUAUGAUAUUAGUAUGUCAAAAAGAACAAGAAAAACAGCAUUGAAUACGAAAGAAGACGUUGUUGUUGAAAGUGUAGAGUAUCAUGAAGAGUUGAUCAAUUUAGAUGAGAAGAAGAGUUUAAAGCAAUUGAUUGAAGGUAGAGGGACUUCUUUGGGGCACCAUUUUAUAGAAGAAGAAGAAGAAGAAGAAAGACAAGUUCAAAUAGUUGUAAAACAGGCAGAGAAUAAUGGGGUUAAAUUCAAGGAAAUGGUUAGUCGUUAUGCUAAAGUUUUAAGGCAUAUGAUUAAGCUUAAGAGAAAGAAGCCUGCUGGUUACAUAUUGAAGAUGCAAGUACAUAAUAAAUCUUGAUCAUCCAUGUUUACUAUU
Messenger RNA from Solanum pennellii, 402 nucleotides. RefSeq lists its product as uncharacterized. NCBI's taxonomy places the organism in Eukaryota, Viridiplantae, Streptophyta, Magnoliopsida, Solanales, Solanaceae. The record is from RefSeq and is a predicted model, not a curated record. The transcript has a single exon. Bases 1 to 384 code for a protein of 127 amino acids.